AUGGCAGAGAAUAAGGAAGAACUCGUUCAACGCGCCAAAUUGGCUGAACAAGCCGAACGUUAUGAUGACAUGGCUCAAUCCAUGAAAAAGGUUACCGAACUUGGUGCCGAGUUGUCCAAUGAAGAACGCAAUUUGUUAUCUGUUGCUUACAAAAACGUUGUUGGGGCUCGCCGCUCUUCGUGGCGUGUUAUUUCAUCGAUUGAGCAAAAGACUGAAGGUUCUGAAAAGAAGCAACAAAUGGCUAAGGAAUACCGCGAGAAAGUUGAGCGCGAAUUGCGCGAUAUUUGCCACGAUGUUUUGGUAGGCUUUAAAAGAAUUGGUCAUCUACUAUUCUUAUUUUUUCAGGAUCUCUUAGACAAAUAUCUUAUCCCAAAAGCUGGAAACCCCGAAUCCAAGGUGUUCUAUCUUAAGAUGAAGGGUGACUAUUAUCGUUAUCUUGCUGAGGUUGUCGCUACUGGUGAUGACCGGAACAGUGUUGUCGAGAAAUCGCAACAAAGUUAUCAGGAAGCUUUUGAUAUUGCCAAGGAUAAGAUGCAACCAACUCAUCCAAUUCGUCUCGGUUUGGCACUCAACUUUUCUGUUUUCUACUAUGAGAUCUUGAACUCGCCUGAUAAGGCUUGCCAACUUGCCAAACAGGCUUUUGACGAUGCAAUUGCUGAGUUGGAUACCUUAAACGAAGACUCAUACAAAGAUUCGACUCUUAUUAUGCAACUUUUACGCGACAACCUCACAUUAUGGGUUAGUUUUUCUCUUGUCGGCAGUUUGCUGACCGAUAUUUGCGUUAGAUAUAGAUAACCUGUUGACUUGGGAUAAGUACUGUGACCCAG
Meloidogyne enterolobii is the source of this 827-nucleotide messenger RNA. NCBI's taxonomy places the organism in Eukaryota, Metazoa, Nematoda, Chromadorea, Rhabditida, Meloidogynidae. The record is from the annotation of a GenBank genome assembly.